GACUACUGCCAUAUCAUGUCUGGACGCGGGAAGCAGGGAGGCAAGGCUCGCGCCAAGGCCAAGACUCGCUCCUCUCGGGCUGGUCUCCAAUUUCCAGUGGGCCGUGUGCACCGCCUGCUCCGUAAAGGGAACUAUUCCGAGCGGGUCGGGGCCGGCGCACCGGUGUACCUGGCGGCGGUGCUGGAGUACCUGACUGCCGAGAUCCUGGAGCUGGCGGGCAACGCGGCCCGUGACAACAAGAAGACACGCAUCAUCCCGCGCCACCUGCAGCUGGCCAUCCGCAACGAUGAGGAGCUCAACAAGCUGCUGGGCAAAGUCACCAUCGCACAGGGCGGCGUCCUGCCCAACAUCCAGGCCGUGCUGCUGCCCAAGAAGACCGAAAGCCACCACAAGGCCAAGGGCAAGUAGAAGUCGGGAUUGCUUUCCAACAACUCAAACCUUCCAUUCAAACCAAAGGCUCUUUUCAGAGCCACCCACUUUAUCACUAACAAGAGCUGCGCUGCACAAUUUCAUCCAAUAGCUAAAACUUUGUUGUUUUGAAAUACCUCUUAUACCUGGGUUUACUAUAGAGGAAAAACAAAAGAAGAGAAGCCAAAAAAUAAUGGAGGGUUGCUUAGGGAUAUACAGUUGAAACAGUGAGUAACCUUUUUAAAUCGGUUAUAUACCCUGAGCAUAAAGUUAUUUUUUAAUCCUUACCCAGAGCCCCUGAAUUCUAGAAAUCGGGUAAACUCAUCAAAAUAGGGACCUUUAUCUCCCUGUGAUUCCCUCUGCAGGAUUCAAUGUCCAUCUAGGGCAAAACUUAAUGCACUGAGUGUUGGGCCUACCUUCCCCUCCCCUCCUAAUUCACUCAAAUCCUAGUACUUACCUACGUGGUAAACCAGGCACCCUGCUAAAGAGGACUACAAUGGUAUUUCAGAUAGGUAACAUCCCAUCUUAAUGGGAGUUUCAAGGACUGUUUUAAAAAAAAUGAUAAAGGUGGUGUGGAAUUACAUUAUGAAGAGAAGAGCAUGUCAACUGACAAUAAAUGUUAUAAAAGAUGGACAUUGUGAAUCGUAUUCUUUACCUUACUUGCCAGGGUCAUAAAGUCUGAUUCCUGUCAAUGGUUUUUACUGCCUCUUUCCCUGGCCAUCAUCACUCUCCAUGCCCUCCCUUCAGAGUCACCCUAGCUAAAAAAAACUGGCUAGAGGCCCUUCAAUUCCUCUCCACUUCACAUACCAACUAAUAACUACUUUUCCUCAUGAAAACUUUUUUUUUUAAUCUCCUACCUAGUUUUGCUAUUUCUUGAAUUUCUAUUGCAUUUCUAGUUCAUUGGAAUCAAUUUACUUUCUGAGUCUCUUAAAAUACUUGUACUACUUUUAAAUCUCAACUGCAAUCAAAUGCAAAUAAUUUUCCUUUGAAUAAAACAAUGACCACAGCAAUUAAAAAAAAAAAAAAAACUAUUGCUGUGAGUCGAUUCCAAUUCAUAGCGAUCCUAUAAGACAGAGUAGAAUUGCCCUGUAGGAUUUCCAAAGAACGGCUGGUGGAUUCUAACUGCUGACCUCUGGGUUAGCAGCCAUAGCUCAUAAACCAAAAAAACCAAACCCUGUGGCAUCAAGUCGAUUCCGACUCACGGCAACCCUAUAGGACAGAGUAGAACUGCUCCAUAGAGUUUCCAAGGAGCGCCUGGCAAAUCUGAACUGCCGACCUGUUAGUUAGCAGCCCUAGCACUUAACCACUACACCACCUGGGUUUCUGCCAUAGCUCACAGGAGGUAAAUAAUACCUUUUUUCUUUUUUUAAUCUUAUGAUCGUUUUGAUGACCAUUUGAUGUUGGAUGAACCGAAUUCUGAUCUCAGUGAACCAAAUUAUUCAAUUGUUUCCUCUUUUAAAAAGUCUUCUGUAUUACUGUGUGUAUAAAUUUUAAACAGGAGCCUUUGUGGCACAGUAGUUAAAGUGCUUGGCUGCUAAAAAGAUCAGCAGUUCAAAUCUGUUCAAAACUUGAAAUUUCAAGUAAAUUAUAUAUCUCUUAGGAAGGUCAAUGAGUUCUUUCUAAUUUUAAUAAUAAAACAUGCAGUUAUUAUUGAUGUUAAUGAUGUAAUUACUAACAUCUGCUUAAAUGCAUAGUUUCUAUUCCCCAUAAGAACCACCGCACUGUUAAAAUCAUGCCAUUAUAUUUAUUGGUGUAAUUUACGUAAAGACUACAAUCAAUAAAUCCAUAACCAAAAAAUUAACAAAUGAAUGUAAAUUUUCAUAUUUUAAAUAAAACAUUCAAGGGUGAUAUAGCAUUGUUCAUAAUUCCACACAUUAGCUGAUUUUUUUCAAUUGACUAUUGCUCCAAUCUCAUUGGAUAGAGCACCUACUAUUCUCCUUUGGAAACCCUGGAGGCAUAGUGGUUAAGUGCUACAUCUGCUAACCAAAAGGUCAGCAGUUCAUAUCCACCAGGUGCUCCUUGGAAACUCUAUGGGGCAGUUCUCUGUCCUAUAGGGUCACUAUGAGUCGAACUCAAUGGCAACGGGUUAGGUUUGGUUUUUUAUUCUCCUUUAUCUUAUACAUGAGAUAAACUAUAUGCAUAUCAGGAAAAAUAAUAAAACUUGUUUUUAAAAAGGAAGACAACAAUACUUGCAAAAAAAAUCUUGAUAAAACUGUUUAGAUAGUUCUAAUUGCAAUUAGAACAUGAAGAACUAUUUAGAGUGCACCCUGUCAUUUUCAUAAGAGAUAAAGUUCACUUUUAGUGGCUGUUAUAGAUUGAAUUUUGUCCCCCCAAAAUGUGUUGUAAAUCCUAACGUCUAUGCCUAUGGUUAUAAUCCCAUUUGGCAAUGGUUUUCUUUGUUAUGUUAAUGGACAGGAUUAGUGUGGGGCCUGUUUUGAGUCAAUCUCUUUUGAGAUAUAAAAGAAUUUAAACAAGCCAGAGAAGCAGAAAUUGGGGAAAAUGACUGCCAUGCCACUUGGGGAUCACCAAGACGCCAAGGAAUAGGAGCUGAAGAGACAAGGUCCUUCCCAGAGCUGACAGAGAGAGAAAGCCUUCCCCUUGAGCCGGCACCCUGAAUUUGGACUUCUAACCUCCUAAACUGUGAGCAAAUACAAUUUUGUUUGCUAAAGUCACCCACUUGUGGUAUUUGUGUUAUAGCAGCACUAGAUAACUAAGUCAGUGGCCAAAGAUUUAUGGAAGCAUUGUUUAAACUUUUUCUUUCUUUGCCAUUAAUUUGUCUCUCCACAGUCUCUGGACAAACAUAAAGGCACUUUGCAGUUUCUUCCCAUACUAGAGUUAACGUGUACCUUAUCCACUAGUUUACAAACUCCCUCUGGGUGGAGAAUGGAUUUUAUUCACCUUAUAUUUGCAUUCCCCCUAGACCCUACAUCUACGAGAGGGCAACAGAAUGUAGUCACUAAAUUGUGUUAAUUUCAUAAAAAUAAAAAUCUUUAUGAAGAAAGGAAUAAUAUAAAAUAAAAGCUAAAAACAAAUUAUAAACUAAAUGUGGUUGAGUUUGCAUGGAAGUCUAUAGGUUUAAAGUAAAAUGUGAA
Messenger RNA from Loxodonta africana (African savanna elephant), 3500 nucleotides. RefSeq names its product histone H2A type 1-D. Gene Ontology annotation, molecular function: protein heterodimerization activity; structural constituent of chromatin; DNA binding. Gene Ontology annotation, biological process: heterochromatin formation. Gene Ontology annotation, cellular component: chromatin; nucleosome. The record is from RefSeq and is a predicted model, not a curated record. NCBI's taxonomy places the organism in Eukaryota, Metazoa, Chordata, Mammalia, Proboscidea, Elephantidae. The transcript has a single exon. The coding region runs from base 16 to 408 and encodes 130 amino acids.